AUGAACCAAACUGUUGAAAAAUUAAAAGCCAAAUUUUUACCGGAAGUAGUUUUUAAAUAUGAGAUUUUUAAAAACCUCCAAAAUCUGGAAAAGAAAGUUAAGAAGUUAGAGAUAGAUCACGGUCUAAUUGCGGAGGAAACUAGGCCAAAAACCGAAGAAGAGAUUCGCAAAACAAGAGAAAAAAUUAGAGAAGAGAUUGAAAAGAUUGCUAAUUCACGAGGAGUUUUUAUUCCUCAAGGUGAUACUGAAAUAUUGGUGGAAAAAACCUUAGAAUUGGCGGGUAAAAUUUGGGGAGAGGGAGAAAAGUUAAAAGUUUUGGAUAUUGGAACCGGUUGCGCACUGGAAGUUGCUGAAAUUAAUGCUUCUGUUCAUCAGGUAAAAAAUAUUAAAUUUUUUCAUAGCAACCUUUUUGAUAAUGUAAAAGAAAAUGAGAAAUUUGAUAUUAUUAUCUCUAACCCUCCUUAUGUCAGUAAUGCUGAUUACGAAAAUAUUUCUUUGACUGUUAAGAGUCAACCAAAAGAGGCGCUAGUGGCGGAAGACAAUGUAGUCGAAAUUGGUUACCGGCAAGCCGAGGAAGUUGUAAAAUUAAUAAUAAAGUACUUUCCAAAAUUAAUUAUUUCUACUUUUUUGGAUUAUGAAGCAGAAGUAAAAGGGGUAACUGCCUCUUUUUUAGAAGUAGUUAAACAAAAAUUAGUUGACGGAGAAGAUGUUAAUUUCAAGAAUUAUUUUACUCUGAAAAGAUCAAAACAGGCACCAAAGGUUAGCAAACUUUGUGAUAAUCACACUAAGAAAAUGAAUGAUUACAAAGCAGCCAAUAAAGGAAAAGGAUUAGCGGCUUUUGCCAAAUCUCCUUCUUUUCGAAAAUUAAGUUUGGAAACUAGAAAUUGUAACAGUUGUAAAGUCCAAAAGCAAAAAAUAGCCAAGUCUACUAAAUUACUAACCAGAGUAAUUUGUAAGGCUAGCAGUGGUUUAUGA
Entrophospora candida is the source of this 975-nucleotide messenger RNA. The record is from the annotation of a GenBank genome assembly. NCBI's taxonomy places the organism in Eukaryota, Fungi, Glomeromycota, Glomeromycetes, Entrophosporales, Entrophosporaceae.